AUGAUCAGAAUCCCAAGAUCGCGAUAUUCCCUAGCGAUUAUCACUGGUUUGAUAUUUCUAAUCAUUCUAUUAAGAUCCGAUGGCCUGGCGGGUCCUCUGAGACGUGUUGUCCCCAAUAGUGUCAGAUUGCAACGAGAUCUUGAACGAACCAAAGACUGGAAAGAGACUGGACUAAAUUUCCAGAGUAUUAAGGAAUCUCGAGACCCGGUAUUAUCGAAGGUGAAGUCUCAGUUGGCGGCAGAGUUUCCUUAUGCCCCAGAGAAGGGAUUUGCAAAGAACGUUUGGCAGACUUGGAAAGUAGGUCUCGAUGAUGGAAGUUUUCCCCACGCAUAUAUGUCAUUCCAGGAAAGUUGGGAUGAGAUCAACCCGGGAUAUAAGCAUCAUGUGAUAUCUGACCCUCAGUGUGAUGUCAUGGUGAAACGUCUAUUCAAAAACAUACCUGAUGUUGUUGAGGCCUGGAAUUCGAUGCCAAAGAGCAUUCUCAAAGCUGACUUCUUUAGAUACCUCAUCCUAUAUGCCAAGGGCGGUGUUUACUCAGAUAUUGAUACUGUUUCCUUGAAACCCAUUUCACUGUGGCUCUCAGCUCAAAGUAGUAUCUACAAGAAACCUAAUACAGCUGGCCUAGUGGUGGGCAUAGAGGCUGACCCAGACAGACCAGACUGGGCUGAGUGGUACGCCAGAAGAAUUCAGUUCUGUCAAUGGACCAUCCAGGCGAAGAAGGGACAUCCCAUGUUACGUGACUUGAUUGCCAAAAUCGCUGAAAUUACACUCGAUCGUAAACGCAAAGGUGAACUCACAAAAGUGUUGGGUAAAGAUGGGGGUGGUGAUAUCAUGAACUGGACCGGUCCAGGAAUCUUUACGGAUAUGGUUUUCGAAUACUUGAACGGUCCAUUUGGUGGCUCUGCUAUCGUUAAGGGCAAGACCGCCCAGCCUGUUUCAUGGGAGAUUUUCACCGGUAUGCGUGUUCCAAUCUUGAUUGACGACGUUCUAGUAUUGCCGAUAACCUCAUUCUCUCCUAAUGUGGGUCAAAUGGGAGCAGGCGAUAUCAACGAUGAAUGGGCCUAUGUUCAUCAUAUGUUUUCAGGCUCAUGGAAGGGCUAA
Molecule: messenger RNA, 1101 nt
Organism: Australozyma saopauloensis
Lineage: Eukaryota; Fungi; Ascomycota; Pichiomycetes; Serinales; Metschnikowiaceae
Gene: OCH1
Product: Och1p
Exons: 1
Coding region: 1-1101 (366 amino acids)
Biological process (GO): protein N-linked glycosylation
Cellular component (GO): mannan polymerase complex
Molecular function (GO): alpha-1,6-mannosyltransferase activity
Source: RefSeq, a predicted model, not a curated record